AUGUUCUUCCGGGGCGGACUCAGCAUACGGCGCAAUCUGUACACGCGCGUGCUGCUGCUCCUGGUGCUCGGAUUGUUCGUGCUGUUCUACUUCAAAAACCUGACCGGUUCACCGAAUGCCCUCGGUUCCGGGGAACCUCCAAAACCGCUCUCGUUGAUCGCCGUCGACGGUACGCGGGAUGUCAACGGGUUGGCUUUACUAGCGGCUGCGGCCGAAGCCGGUGGGGUCAUGAACAAGGGCAACCUGUUGCAGGCCCAAACCGGCGAAGCUCUGUACGAGCAAAUGGUACGGGCCGACCUCGCCAAGCAGCAGCCCGGACUCGGCAAUAACGGCGAGGGUGUUGAGUUGACCGGCGAUGCAAAGGAGAUCGGCGAAAAGCAGCUGGCCACGAUCGCGCUGAACGAGGAGCUGAGCGAACAUCUCAGUUACAACCGAACACCACCGGAUGGACGACACCCGGCCUGCAAGCGGAAGCAGUACGACCUGGCAAACCUUCCCUCGACGAGCGUUAUCAUUAUCUUCUACAACGAACCAUACUCGGUCCUGCUGCGGACGGUUCACAGUGUGCUGAACACUGCGGACGCAAGGCUCCUGCGCGAGAUCAUUCUCGUCGACGAUGGCAGCACCAACGUGGAGCUGAAGGGAAAGCUCGAUCACUACGUCCGCACGCGGUUGCCGGCGAAGGUGAAGGUGCUUCGGCAACGGCAAAGAGUCGGGUUGAUCAGAGCUCGGUUGGCAGGGGCUCGUCUUGCUAAAGCGGACGUUCUAGUCUUCCUGGAUGCGCACUGUGAGUGCAUGGUGCAGUGGCUGGAACCACUGCUCGAGCGGAUUAAGGAGUCACCCACGAGCGUGCUGGUACCGAUCAUCGAUGUGAUCGAGGCGAAGAACUUCUACUACAGCACCAACGACUACAACGACUUUCAGAUCGGUGGCUUCACGUGGGAUGGACACUUUGAUUGGCAUGAUGUGACGAAACGCGAACGGGAGCGACAGAAGCGCGAAUGCCCAGAGAAGGAUCUCGAGAUUUGCCCCACGUACAGUCCGACGAUGGCGGGUGGAUUGUUUGCGAUCGCGCGUGAUUAUUUCUGGGACACUGGCAGCUACGACGAACAGAUGGAUGGCUGGGGUGGGGAGAACCUUGAGAUGUCUUUCCGGGUGUGGCAGUGCGGAGGUACGCUCGAGACGAUUCCCUGUUCUCGUAUCGGGCACAUUUUCCGGGAUUUCCAUCCGUACUCGUUUCCCAACGAUCGGGAUACGCAUGGUAUCAACACCGUGCGGAUGGCCGUCGUGUGGAUGGAUGAUUACGUGGAGUUGCUGUAUUUGAACCGUCCGGAUCUCAGGGACCACCCGGAGCUAGGCGACGUUACACAUCGGAAGGUGCUGCGUGAAAAGCUCCACUGUAAGAGCUUCGACUGGUACAUGAAGAAUGUGUAUCCGGAGAAGUUCAUCCCCACGAGGAACGUGCGUGCGUUUGGUCGGCUUGCUUCGCAAGCGGAAAAUCUCUGCCUCGACACGCUCCAGCAGAAUGCGGAAAAACCGUGGAACCUUGGUAUCUACACCUGCUUUAAGCCGGAGGUGUCCGCCUCGCAGCUGUUUUCGCUGACGAAGCGCAGCGUGUUGCGUAACGAGCGGAGUUGCGCUACGGUGCAGGCAAGCAAAUCGGAGUCGAAGUUCGUGGUGAUGAUACCGUGCAUUGAUGAUGACGACAUCGAUGACACGUGGGAGUUCACCGAGCACCGGCAGCUGCUGCACAAGCAAUCUGGGCUAUGUCUGGACAGCAGCGACCUGUCGACGAAGAGCUACGUACACGUGGCCACCUGCCAUCCGGGGAUCAAGACACAGAAGUGGGAAUUCCAGCACCAAUAG
This is a messenger RNA of Anopheles nili, 1866 nucleotides long. It is a transcript of the gene Pgant1, whose product is annotated as polypeptide N-acetylgalactosaminyltransferase 1. The coding region runs from base 1 to 1866 and encodes 621 amino acids. The transcript has 5 exons. Gene Ontology annotation, cellular component: Golgi apparatus. Lineage: Eukaryota; Metazoa; Arthropoda; Insecta; Diptera; Culicidae. The record is from RefSeq and is a predicted model, not a curated record.